This is a messenger RNA of Salvelinus namaycush (lake trout), 1399 nucleotides long. RefSeq names its product adhesion G-protein coupled receptor D2-like. Gene Ontology annotation, biological process: cell surface receptor signaling pathway; adenylate cyclase-activating G protein-coupled receptor signaling pathway. NCBI's taxonomy places the organism in Eukaryota, Metazoa, Chordata, Actinopteri, Salmoniformes, Salmonidae. Gene Ontology annotation, cellular component: membrane. The transcript is spliced from 8 exons. Gene Ontology annotation, molecular function: G protein-coupled receptor activity. Bases 1 to 1086 code for a protein of 361 amino acids. The record is from RefSeq and is a predicted model, not a curated record.
AUGGUGAUGAGUAACCAGGCCAGCCAGUGCGGCUUGGCUUGGAUUGGGAAUUCCAACGGCUGGUCCAGCGAAGGUUGCAGGGUGACUCACACGAGCUCUGAUGUCACUUCCUGCUAUUGUAACCACACCACCAACUUCGCCGUCCUGAUGAAUUACAUGGAGUCCAAGUGGACUCAGGAGGAGGAGGAUAUUUUGACGAAGCUGACGUUUAUCGGCUCUGGGGCCUCUCUGUGCGCGCUGGUGGUGACCUUGAUGCUGUUCACCGUGCUGGACAUUCCCAAAUCGGAUAGGACGUCUAUCCACAGGAACCUGUUCAUUGCGCUAACCUGUGCCCAGAUAGUCCUUCUCUGCAGUGGCUCAGCUGUCAACAACAAGGUGGCCUGCACCCUGGUGGCGGCCCUGCUGCACCUUUUCUUCAUGGCUGCCUUCAGCUGGAUGCUGGUGGAAGGACUGCUUCUCUGGAGCAAAGUGGUGGCGGUCAACCUGAGCGAGGACCAACACAUGAAGUACUACUACCUCAUUGGCUGGGGUCUGCCAGUGCUGAUAGUCACCAUCACCCUGGCCUCUGCCUCAGGGAAGUACUCUGCUGAUGGCCACUGUUGGCUCAGUGUGCAGAACGGGGUCAUCUGGGGCUUCGCAGGCCCUGUCAUUUUCAUAAUUAUGGUGAAUAUCAUGGUUCUGAUGCGGGUGGUGGUCAUCACCAUCUCCACAGCCAAGAGGAGGUCCGUCAUGCUGGCAAUGGAUAUUAGUCCUGUGGAGCAGGCCUACGAGCAGAUCAGGGCUGCAGUGAAAGCGGUGCUGGUGCUACUGCCAAUCCUGGGCCUGACCUGGCUCUGUGGCGUCCUGGUGCCCUUCUCCAUAGUCAUGGCCUACAUCUUCAUCUUUCUCAAUUCACUGCAGGUACUGGCCACAUACUUUCACUUAUCUAAAAAAACGUAUCAUUCUGUCUCUUUGUGUUCUCUCUCUUCCUCUCACUCUUUCAUUCAUUCUUUGUCUUUCUGUUGUCCUCUUUCUCUCUCUUCCUCUCCCUCAAUUCGGUGUUAUACACGUAUGACCGUAUUCGGAUGUGUAGAUUAUUCGCUAUAGGCCUAUUUCAAUGGAGGCCUACCCAGUAGAGGGACAUACUGAUUUGUAGAUGUUGAUUGGAGAAUUAACAAGGAUUGCAAGACCACUAACCACCAAUAGAGAUGGAAGUGGCUCAAGUUUCAGUUGAGACCGUUGUUCUUUGAAAGGCCUCUGGUUUUGCUAUGAGUGAAUGGAGUGGUGUAUUAGAACCAAUCUCAGAGAUUAAAAAGGGGACACAAUCAGUAUUUGUGGCAAAUACGUUUUUUUUUUAGGGACUCUCAUUUUACCAUAAAAAACACCCCCAUCGUUUAAUUUUUUUUAUCGGAAAGCAUUU